Messenger RNA from Pezoporus flaviventris, 942 nucleotides. RefSeq names its product olfactory receptor 12D2-like. The record is from RefSeq and is a predicted model, not a curated record. Gene Ontology annotation, biological process: G protein-coupled receptor signaling pathway. Gene Ontology annotation, cellular component: membrane. NCBI's taxonomy places the organism in Eukaryota, Metazoa, Chordata, Aves, Psittaciformes, Psittacidae. Gene Ontology annotation, molecular function: olfactory receptor activity; G protein-coupled receptor activity.
AUGCUGAACCAAACAGCAGUCAGUGAGUUCAUCCUUUUGGGCCCCACCGACAUGCAGGGGCUGCAGCACUUUUUCUUCAUCUCUUUUCUGUUGCUCUACUUUACCAGUCUUCUGGGAAAUGGUGCCAUUGUGGCCAUCGUGAUAUCUGAGCCCCGGCUAGACACACUGAUGUACUUCUUUCUGGGGAACCUGUCCUGCCUGGACAUUUUCUGCUCCGCAGUCACUGCUCCCAAGAUGUUGACAGGCUUUCUCUUUGGGCAUCAACCCAUCUCCUUCAGUGCGUGCUUCGCCCAGCUCCACCUCUUCCACUUCCUGGGCAGUACCAAGGCUGUGCUCCUGGCCGCCAUGGCCUAUGACCACUACGUGGCAAUUUGCAACCCUUUGCGCUACGUCCUUGUCAUGAGUCCACGGACUUGUCUGCUGCUGGCUCUGGCCAGCUGGUCCCCUGCCUUUGUACAUGCCACAAUGCACUCAGUCAUGACCUCUCAACUGAGUUUCUGUGACCGCAACCACAUCCAUCACUUCUGCUGUGACAUUAAGCCACUGUUGAAUUUGGCCUGCGGUAGUACCAGCCUCAACAUGACCCUCCUCAGUGCUGUCACCACAUCUAUUGUCCUAGUCUCCAUCACUCUCAUAGUCCUCUCCCAUCUCUAUAUUACCUCCUUCCUCUUCUGUAAUGUCCAGUCCCAGGAAGGAAGAUGGAAGCCCUUCUCCACCUGCAUCUCCCACCUCAUCAUUGUGGCACUGCUAUACAUACCAGUGCCCUUCAAUUAUGCACCACCUUCCUCAGUAAGCUCCCCUGGAAUGGAUGUGCAAGUGUCUCUCAUGUACAGUGCUGUCACCCCAGCUCUGAACCCCUUGAUAUACACCCUUAGCAAUCAGGAGGUGAGAUCUGCCCUGAAAAAAAUGUUAGGGAGACAACCCUUUCCCAGAGGAAAGUGA